AAAUGGCGGCCAAAUCAGUGGACAGCUAGAAAGAAAGCUUGGCUUGACUUGAUUUUUUUCAGCCAGCAAAGAUGAGAAAAGGAAGCGAGUCGCCGAGGAAUUUUAAAUUAUAAGUGUCUUAUUAUAUGACUCUCUUAUCUUUUCGACUGCCACACGUGUUUGGCAUGGCAGAUGGUGUUUUGUCGAAUGCUUAAUAUUUACUUGUUAUUUGCAAUUGUCUUUUAUAUACGAUUCACCAGACGCUGUGCAUAACGUCGAUAGAUUUCAAGCGAAAAUGUCUGUUUGUAAGUAAAAAGCUAAUUAAAUUACACAUUUUCACAGAUCAGAGUCUGAGACUUAUCCAAACAGAAUGUUCGCAACAAAAUACAUUUGACUUAGAAUUACUUGUUUUGCUUGUUGUAGGGUUACGUAGAGCUGAGAAUCCUACCUCUUACAAGCAACCUAACAAGAGUAAAGCUGAACUCAAAGCAAUGCAAUAUCCUUUUAAUAUUUUUCUUGAGCGUAUUAUCUUCUUGCUGGCCUGAUGAAACAGGUUAUUCUUAAAUUAAACAGGUAAGGAGAGUGAGUGUAACAAAGGUCGUGUUUUGUACCUUGACUUGGUGAAUGAAUCAUGCGAGUCUGUGUCCGGGAUGAAAGGAGAUCAGGGGAACAUGACUGGUAUGAUGCUGGUUUUCAACUGGAUGAUCCAGGAAAAGUUGUCUGCCCAGAUAACAAAAAGUAGGCUAACAGUAAACAAAGCUAAAGGUUCUGUACAAUUCAGUUAAUAAGUGACCCUAAGAAUAUGUUGUUAACUCACUGGUUCAGUUAAAAUGAAUUAGAACAUAGAUGAAGGAGUGAACUGGUUUAACAACAAGGUUUAACUGUACCAAAAGUAAUGUCUUUGCAGUUGUCACAAAAUUAUUGUAACAAAGAUAACUCUCAACAAACUGUGUGUUGCAGAGGAAAUGAAUGGUCCCAUCAUGAAAGAAUGUAAAUUAGAGCUCCCACAGAAUUUUCAGUCUAUUCUCUACACUCUUGAUAAAAGUGAGAUGAAGACACUGAAAUCAUGUGCUACUAGUCUUUCAUCCAUUCUUUGCAUUUCUUUUUAUUAAAAACAUUUUAUUAUGAUAGGAGAAACCUGGAUCAUUUCUUGGCAUGCAUGCAGAGUUCUGUAAAUGCUGUGGAUCCUGAGACUGGUGGAGGGGAACUAACUGUUAGAAUUCCAAAAGAAGUGUUGUCUUGUGCACAUGGUAAGAAUAAUGAUAUGGAAAUCUUCUGCUAGUACCCAGGUAUACUUUUGGGCAGGUGAGGAGCACUGAAGGGUUAAAUGUAGUUACUGCCUUGGUGGAGAACACAGCACAGUGACUCAGUCAGGGCUUGAAUGUAGACCUCUCUAGCAAGAAUCCAGUGAGCUAACCACUAGCUCACUCCUUAUCUCUCUCACUCCUAAGAAGAUAUACUUCAGUUUAUCAUAUUCUGGUGGAAUAUGUCUAAUUGUACUAACUAUUUGUUAUUUUUAUUCUUUACUUAUUGUUUAAUGAAGAAGGUAAACAGUUCCGUGUGAGCAUUGAGUUUUCACUGGAGCAUCCUUUAGGAGGAAUACAAUUUGUUAUUCCCAAAGGUGAAGGUACCAUGUCUCAGGUAUGAAGUAGUUUUAAUCUGUUUAGGGUAUUACAUAAAUGCUGCCAGCUACCCUCUUUUAUUCAGAUGCUCAACCAAUAUGCAUCCAAAAAAUUGUUGUUAACCUAUAAAUGUUUUUUCAGUGUAAAUCCCUGAUUCACUGCCUCCCCUGGAAUGAAUCCUCCUUUGAACAAUUGCCCCUUCUAUUGAUUUAAAUUUCUGAGGACAUUCAAGUACUGUGAUAACAAAGGAUGUGUAAUUUUGAUCGUGUUAAAUCACCCUCACCUCACCUUGAAUAUUUGUGGCGGUAUUUUUUCAGUCUGUGUGCAUGUUCACUUUGGAACAAAAAAAAAAACCACACUUGUUAGAACUGUAGCAUUAGUUUUUCAUUUAAAUACACAGUUUUUUAAAUUUGUAUACAUGUUUUGGUUGUAAAUGUAUAUCAGCCAUAAAAAACAUUGAAUUGAGGGAGAUCUCUAUUGGUUUGUUCUGGCUAUUCAUGGAAUUGAUAUCCACCAAUUUGAACUAUUUCUAUAUACGUUGUUGCAGCGGUCAGCUCACUUGUUCAGCUAUGGUUGUGCAAAUUCUUCAAGGUAAGCUUGACUUAAUCAUAGAUUAUGCUACUUCUAUUGCUCUCACUGAGUAGUGUACAACUUUGGAUGCUGUGUAGCUUUUGGUGAAUUUGACCACCUGAGAUAGAAGUGAUCCUGCAACAAUUUUGGCUAUGAAUUAACUAUUCAGUUAGGAAACAGUGGAAGAGUUAAUUGAAGUCUCUCAAUAAUGUACAAUACUAUAAUGGACAUCAGAAAAGGCUGGAAUUGUUACAGGCUAAAACAUCCUUGACAAAAUAAUGACUGUAUUUUUUGCUUAGUGGAAAUUUAUGGUGCGAAAUCCUUUGUAACAUUCUCCUUUGUACAUUGAGUUGACAAAUAUUGAUCUGUGAUCAUUUGUAGGCUGUGGUUUCCUUGUGUGGAUUGUUACUCUGAACUGUGCACAUGGAACAUUGACAUCACUGUUGAUAAAGACAUGGUUGCUGUAAGCUGUGGUGAUCUUAAAGAACAGGUUUGAUGUCAUAAUUUAUGUCAUUAAGAAGGGAAGGUAUCGAGAAAAUGUUUAGCAGGAAUUCUGUGUUGGCUAAAGGAGACAAAAUGUGUUCUUGGUGACUCACUGGAAAAAGUAAUUGUGCUGUGAUUUGCUCGUUGAAUAGAUUUCUUUAUUUCUAUGUAGUGGUGUCAUUCCUGUUUGAUGUAAAUCUUGGACUUCAUAUAAGCCAUCAUUCUUAUGAAAAUGUAUACUGCUGUGUUGAAUUCUGGGUAUUUAUUGGUUAUUGAAUCAGAAUGAUGGUAAUUCUUUAUAGGUGUUGACUCCUGAUGAAAAGAAGAAAACCUAUCAUUACACCCUCUCUAUUCCUACCUCUGCUCCUAAUAUUGCUUUGGCUGUUGGGUAAGUCACAAUUCAUUUUACUUUGUCUUUCUGGAACAAUGUAUACUUCCCCCAACAAAACAGUUUUUGUUAUUUUAGGUGUUAAGUUUCUUUAAACAAGCUUCCAAGGCUUCGGUUUUAAUAACUUGAUUUUGUAGUGUAAAGGUAGAUACAGAGCUUGUACAGUGUCUUACAUUCUUGAGAAGUAACAGAAAUUUAGAGCUGAAUGUUGAAGUACUUGAAAAAUAGAGAUAAAUUGCUUUUAAUAGUCUGGACUGUUUUCUGAGACACAACAACUUAAUUGUUGAAUGGAUCUCACAACUGAAUUUAAGUGUUUUAAAAACUACUGGUCUGUGAUUUCAGUCAAAACCCUUAGUCCUGUACAUAAAAAUAAUGUUUUGUGAAAAGACUAUUCAAGAGAAAUGUUUAUAGUAUGUAAUGCUGGAAAACCCUGUCUCUUGCAGACCAUUUGAGAUCCAUGUGGACCCUGUUAUGCCAGAAGUAACCCACUUUUGUCUUCCUGGUCUACGCCCAGUUCUCAAAAAUGCCACAGCAUUUCUCCAUGAGGCAUUUGAGUUCUAUGAAGAAUAUUUAAGCUGCCGUUAUCCAUACACUUAUUACAAGCAGGUCUUUGUAGAUCAAGCCUAUGACAUCCUGUCACCAUAUGCAUCCAUGACAAUAUUUAAGUGAGUGCUGCCAUUACAGUACUGUAACCUGUUGCAAGUUAAGAGAAAAAGAGAUGAUUUAUUGUUGUGCCUCAUCAAAAAAAUUCUUUUUUUCAUUCCAGUACUAGUCUUCUUCACUCCUCAAGAGUUAUUGAUCAGGGAUUUGAGACUAGGAAGUAUUUAUCACAGGCAUUAGCUGAGCAGUUCUUUGGAUGUUAUCUAUGCAUACAAACGUGGUAAUUAGACACUAAUUGGUUAACUUCAAAUAAUUAUUAACAUGUUCCCCUUUUUUUAAUUACAGAAGAAUUUGAUAUAAUGAAACUUAUGUGUCCAGCUUAUGCUGUGGCUGUAUUAUCAUUGUAGUUUGUGUUGUGAGGAACUUUUCAUAAGUUAUUGGGUUAAGCAAAUACCAGAGUGCAAGAAUCAACCAGACAGAGACAAGGACAGUCAAGUAUGGCAGAUAUAGACCUGGUUACAUGGGACAAAAUUAAAUUCCAAAUUUUUCUAGAUGCAGAAACCAUAAUAUAGCACUUUUGAAUGAGAAUUUGUUGUUUUUCUUUAGGUCAGAUUUUUGGCUUUCAAGAGGUAUAUCUGGUUACUUGUUUGGUUUAUUUAUGAAAAAGAUGUUUGGUAAAAAUGAGUACAGACAUUGGAUAAGAGAGGUAAGUCAGUCUGUCAUAGAGCCCGUUUGGAGCCUGUGCCUUAUACUUCAAUAUCAAGUUGUGUUAACUGCCAGCAACCAUUUGAAAGAUAGGUUUGAAAAUAACAAUGUGAAAAUUGAAUAUGUUGUGCACAGGAAUCCAAACAAGUUUGCCAGUAUGAAAUGCAGGGCCCAGGAUUACCUCCUCUUCACAGUGCAGGAACAUUAUCGUCAUCCAGUGUACAAGGCUCCUCCUCAGGUCAAGCACCAGAGUCCCCAGGUGGAGGGUCCCCUCAUAUGCAUCCUCAUCUGACUUCAGGGAAGAACCUGGAGAUUGUUUGGAGCAAGUCACAUCUUGUUAUGAGAAUGAUUGAGAUGCGAAUUGGUCAGGAGCCGUUACUGCAGGUGCUUUAUGGUUACUUUUGUAGUUUAAUUAAGAGAAUCUUAUUUUGCACCUUAAAAUGAUAUACACACAAAACUCUUAGUGAAGGAUGUCGUUUUGUUAAGGAAUGUAUGUGGUAGGUAGGUAGCUAACAAGAGUGCGCAGAAGCCAAGUGGCUUUUGGUGCUUUAUUUUUUCCUGGUUUCCUUUCCUGAAUGGCAUGUUAGUCCAUUGUAGGUUACCUUUGCACAUUUUGUUAAUGUCUGACACAGUUUCCUUGUACCCAUUUGUGUGGGUGGGUGGGUGGAGAGAGGUAAGGUGUGACUUAAGUGUUUUCUCUAUUUAUAGUCAAAUCUGUUAAUAAGCAAGCCAGUAUGUCUCUCAAAAGGAAAAUAUUAUGCAGAACUAUAUUUUCUCAAGUGAUCUGGAAAGGGCUCAAAGUAAAAAUUUUAAAACCUUAUGUGGAGGAGGAGAUAUGGAUAUUUUUCAAAAAAAAACAGUGUUGUUUGGGUAAUCAUGAUGUACAGCAAAGAAUUUAAGUUAUGAUGUUAAAUUUUGUCUUACAGGUCUUCAACAAGCUUCUGUCACUUGCUAACAGUGCAGCGCAGCCUAGGGCAGACUAUAGUCUUUGGUCUAACCUCCUACUCUCCACCAGUGGGGUAAUGCUAAACAUGAAUGUAUAACUGUCUAACAUCUAAUGUCAGUGGUAGUGCAAGUUAUAAGUCAGAAUAUAAGUUGCAAUUUGAUAAAACCUAAAAGUUGCAUAACUCUUUCAAGCAGUGAUGGUGACAGGUAGAAAGGUAAAGGAAGUGAUGAUAAUGAUGUUUAUGAAAAUGGGAUUAAUGUUAAAAUGUAUUUUAAAUUUAUUGCAAAAAAUGUAUAUUUAAGUUAAGUAGUUAUAUUUAUUUUAAAGUGGAUUAUUUUAUUGUAUUUUAACAGUUCCUCAAGUCAAUAUCCACAGUUUCUGGUAAAGAUAUCAAUGUUUUUGUGGACCAGUGGAUGUAUCCUAAUAGAUAAGAAUUGAUUAAAAAUAAUCACCCUGUCUGCAUCAUUCAGUGCAGCAAUUUCUAUCAAGACACUCAUGGUCAUGGUAUCCUCAGAAACUGAGAGAGAAAUGUUUUCAUCGGCAAAGUUUUUAGUCUUUUCCUUUAAUAAUGCUAUAGUUGUCACAGUGGUGUGGCUAAAUUCCAUGGAAGCUUUGUGUUCAACAGAAAACGUAAUAUUGUAGAGCUUCAAAUCAAACAGGAUAUGUCCAGAGGAACAGUAAAAUAUUUGGUAAGAGAAACACUUAAACUUUUAGCUCUAUUGCAGAUUUGUAAUUAUUAUAUAGUGUUGGUUUGCACUUCAUCUUUCCUAUUGUAAAAUUAAUACAGACCUAUUUCCAUGGUAAAAUAAGGAAACAUGAAUUUAUUAAGGAAUGAUAUUCCUACACUUUUUUCAACAAAUAUAAAUCUUGGAGAUUGUGUGUUACCCACAGGGACCUUUGACAGUGUGCAUUCAGGAACUGGAUGGAUCAUUCAAUCACACUGUCCAGAUAGAAGAUGUUUAUAGCCGCCAUGAAAUACCUUGUCAUUCAAAAAGUCGCAGAAACAAGAAGAAGAAGAUUCCACUGAUGACAGGGGAGGAGGUUGACAUGAAUCUUGAUGCCAUGGAGUGAGCAAAUAUUUUCUUGCUUAAUUUCAUAGUCUAAGCCAGCACCAUACAUACUUUCCUUCAUUUACCCUAACAGUUGGUAGACUUCAGCUUCAGGAAUGUCUUGAGCAGACAGGAACAUUGACCCUAUCACUCUUGACAUCUCAGUAGUUAUACUCCUUACUGUCCUCUAUACAUUUUCUGUUUAGUUGAUUCUCAGAAUUCAGUGCUAAAAGAUAACCCUUAGUUGAUAUUUUUCUUAUUCUCAGCACCUGUAUUGGUACUGAAAGCAGAAAUUAUUUCUUGCCUUCUCCUAAGAGUGAUAGGGUUAUGCUGCAUUGUAACAAGAUGCCUUUGACAAGUUUCCUGUUAAAAAAUUUUCAUUUUUGGUUAAAAACAGAAAAGUAGAGAAUGGGAAGUUUUUCCCAGCCUAGAAUAAAACCACUGUUGACAAAAACUUAACUUUAUUUCUCUUUAAACUGGAAACAGCUCUGAUUCACCUGUGCUGUGGGUUCGUAUUGAUCCAGAGGUUAGUUGGUUGCGGUAUGUUUCAUUUGAACAGCCUGACUACAUGUGGCAAUAUCAACUGCGGCAUGAGAGAGAUGUUAUUGCUCAGAGUGAGGUAUGUGUUAACAAAUAACAUUUCAAUCUAAAAGCACCUUUUUUUGUUAAAUUUUCUCAAUAUGUUUUUUAACAGCAAUGAUUGUCAUCAUCUUGAGACACUUGGAAUACAAGAUUUGAAAUUAUCAGCCUCUGGCUAACAAGGAACAUGUUGAAUGCACAGACUUUUUAUCUCCUUUGAAUGAGUAAUGAAUAAAGAACUGCCAAAGUCAUAUACUUUAGAACAGAGGCAGAUGUAAUGGUGGGCAACCUGAGCAUUCAACACAUAUAUCUGUUUUUUUGUUUUGUUUUGUUAUGGGAGAUAUAACAAGAAAAUAGUCACUAGAAUAAACAGCCUCUAACCAAGUUUAGACCAAUUUAUUUCUUCUGUUGUUGUUUAACUGUUAGUGUGUUACAAGCAUGCACUGGCUAUUGGAUGCUCUCUUGACAAAUAUGUUCCUCAGCUAUCUUAAUGUACUAAAUAAUGACAUUCAAUAUGUACUUUUAGGCAAUUAAGGCUUUGGAGCAAUUUGCAACACAAGCAACAAGGCAAACACUGAUAGAUAUAAUAAACCAAAAUGGAUGCUUUUAUAAAGUCAGACUUGAAGCUUGCUUUUGUCUUGCUAAGGUAUGGAAAGAUAGCAAAAAUUUGAAUCUGUUUAUUAGAAAGUAUUUCCAUUUAUUUAAGUUUCUCUCUAAAACCCUAUCCAUGUAAUGUAUAGUUAAUCAGCUCAAUGAUUUAAAACUCAGGAAAAGAAGAAUUUUCAGUUUUUACCCACAUUUAGCUAAAGCUCUGUAGGCAGCUCAAGGGCUCUUUCAUAAUUCUGCUCAUCUCACUGAGCUCAUUAGCUCAACAGUGUCAUAUUCAAAAGCCUACUGGCCCAGUACUGCCAGGGACCCACUGUGGUUUCUGUAGCUUGAUUUAACCAGGAAGAUUGUUACUCAUCAUGCAUUGAUUUACAGUUCAUUGCAAUUACAAGUAGUCCCCUUGUCAGUAUUUUCUCACAGUUUUCAGGGUGAAGAGAGGCACUGUGAGAGUAGAGGUGCCUCAAGGUUCUAUUCUUGGUCCCUUAUUUUUUAUCCUGUAUGUUAAUGAUUUGAACAAUGCUUCCCUGCUUGAUGCAAUCUUGUUUGCUGAUGAUACAAACUUAUUUAUCUCCCAUAAUGACCCUGUUUACCUAAUUAACACAUUAAAUAGAGAAUUAAACAAAUUGUCAACCUGGUUUGCAGCAAACCGGCUCUCCUUGAAUUUAGCCAAGACUAAUUUUAUGGUAUUCAAGCCUUGGCAAAAGAAGCAAUCCUUUGAAUUUCAAGUUUUCAUAAAUGAGCAGCCUAUUCUUCGUGUUUCUGAGACCAUGUUUUUGGGUGUUUUAUUAGAUGACAAUUUGACCUGGAAAUCGCAUAUAUCCUUAACAGCAAAUAAAUUAUCCAAAUCUAUAGGUAUUAUUCAUAAAUCUAGGUUUUUUCUCUCUACUCACUCCCUUAAUUACUUUAUACAAUUCUAUGAUCCUUCCAUAUUUGUAUUAUUGCAAUUUAGCUUGGGCUGGUACCUAUAAGUCAAACCUUCAAAGAAUUGUAACCUUACAGAAACGUGCGUUAAGAAUAGUAAGCAAUUCUACAUACAUUGCCCAUACUGGCCCUAUUUUAAAGGAACUUAAACUCUUAAAAUUUCAUGAUAUCCAUUCGUUUCAAUUAGGUACUUUUAUGUUUUCAUUCAAGAACUCUACACUCCCUUCCAAAUUCAAUAACUUUUCUUUACUGAAUAGUCAAAUCCACAAUUGUAAUACUAGGAAUGCUCAGUCCUUCCGUUUGCCACUGUGCAGAACGAACACCAGGAAGUUUUCAAUUUACUUUCAAGGUCCAAACUUUUAUAAUUCGUUAAAUUCUGACAUAACUAGUUCUCCCUCCUCCGCUUCUUUUAAAAGAAAGCUUAAGGAAUUUCUUCUCUCUAAGUAUUAGCUUCUGUAAGGCAGUAAUUCUUAACUAACUUAGUUAAUAUGUGUGUGCGUGUGUGUGUGUGUGUACGUGUGCGCGGUCAAAGUUAAUUACCAUAAGUCCAUAUUGUAAUUCUAAUAUAAGAUUAGUUAUUUUAAGUGAGAAAGCCUGACUUGUUAUAAGCCUCGUGGUUUCUUUCAGGUUUUCUCGCCAUUUAUUUUCUGUCAUCAAUUUUCUUCAUUUUUUUUUUUUUUUCCAUGUGUAAAUGUCGUAUAUGGCAAAUAAAUAUUGUAUUGUAUUGUAGAGUGUCUUCCCCAAGAAUACAGCACACUGUCUUGAUCCCCAUGGUUUAUAUUUCCUACUCCUUUAAAAAGAAAAAAAAACAUCAUUUUUUCCUUCCCUCUCCAUCCAAAACAGGUUGCAACUGCUUGUGCUUCCAGUUCAAGUUCAAGUUGGCAUGGACACACAACCAUGAUUGGAAUUUUCCGAGACAUGUUUGGUUCACAGUCAUGCCCUCACAUCGUGAAGUACAAUGACUUCACAAAUUUCAUCUCUUACUUCAUACAAAAGGUUUGGUGUUAUGUUCUUAACAGUAUAAUGAAGGGUGUUGGGUAGAUUUUGUUGAGGAGUUAGGGAGUUGUAAAGGACUCUUUUAAGAUAAGAAGUACAAACAAUGCAUUGUUAUUCUGUGAAUCAAGUUUCUAACUACAUUUCUUGUUAUGUCCAGGCUCUGCCAGUUGCUACUGCCUCUGUGAGAAAUGUUCAUUCCCAGUGUCCACGUGAAGUUUUACAGUUUAUACUGGAUUUGAUUAAAUACAAUGACAAUAGACUGAACAAGGUAUCUUGUUUUGACUUCAGUUCUCACUGAGAAAAAAUAGUUAUUUUUUUCAGCAUUUUAUGUUUUUUUCAUCGCACUUAAGCAGUUUUUUCAUCUUCACCACUGCUCAAGUAGUGUUCAUCACUGCAAAGAUCACUUUCAUAUUAACUUAGAUACUAGCAUGUUGAUCAACAAGAACCUUGUAAAAGUCACAAUUUAGAAAUCUGUUGAUGUUCUUCUCCAUGAUGCAGUUCAUUUUGAAAUAACCUCUUAUAGGUAUUUCAGUUAGGAAACAGGGUGUUGCAGUUCUGUACCCCACAGGAAAAAGGUCGAAGAGUUUUGGACCUGUCUCAAGCCUUCCCCACUUUUUCUCACUGUGCAUGCAGCUCCCUGCACCAACCCAUCACUUGGACAUGCUAAUCCAAAAAUAAAUGAUUUGUAUAGAAUCACUGUAAAAAAAGUAUUUUUUAUUGUUUGCUAUUUUUAUAGUACACAGAUAGCCAUUACAGAAGUGCCCUCAUUGAUGCACUGGCCAGUACCGUUACUCCUGGUGUCUCCAUAGUUACCACAAAUAGGCAUGUACACAUCUCCCUUAAGUUCUUUCUAGAUUUACUGCUAUGAAAGUUAUUUUCUCUACAACAAAAAAGAAUAAAGAAUUCUCAAUUCUUUUCUUUUACCUGACACACUUUCCACAAUCCACAAGAUUACUGCAAUUCCAAAACUUAGUAUAAUUUCACUGUUGAUUGUAGAGAACCAACUGCUAUAAAUGGUGCAGGGUUACACUAUUACAAGUCAUAUCAAGAGUGUACCUUUCAGCUGACACGUUCUUCAUAUCUCAUCAUAUGUAUGUUGCAUAAUGUGUUACAAUUACGAAGCGAUAGUACACGUUGAUCACCCCUUGGAAAUAUAACAAGACACCGAUAGAGUAGGCCACUUCUAUCUCUGUCAGAAACUUCAUUUCGUUCCGAUAAGGACAAAUAAAAUUUACAUUAAUUGUUGUUUUUUAUUUUUGCGUAUGUUUUCUUUGAUUGUUCGUUAUUAUAACGUUUUCAUUGUUUACUAGUGAUGGCAGUACAGUGGUCAAGUUAACAGAAGAAACACAACUAAUCCUAGGCGAGGUGACUCGCCAGCUGAAUUUAGAAAAGUUACUUCCAACUUACAGAUACGUUGUGUCUGUAAGGUGAGUGUGGGCAUUUCUUAAAAGAUAUAAAAAACCCGCUAGUAACACAUAGUUUUAGAGAGGACAUGCUCCAAAGGCCAAACAAUCAAAUUCUGGAGGCUGUGUGUGUGAGAAUUGAGCAUACAUUGCAGCUUUUCCGUUCAUGCGCACCAGUUACAUUGUGGUUGUUGAUUAAAUUAAAGGCAGAGGAAACCAUGACCAAGUGAUUGGUUUUACUUUUGCAUCUGAUUGGUUGAGAGGUUGCCACGAGUUUACUAGACCAAUCACAAAGCGCAUUCAAAGCCAAUGUUUCUUCGGAUGACUUUUGACACUCAGUCGAAACUUGCUCUAAGGUCACUGUUAUAAGUUAAAUGUUAUCUCUCUCGCAGCUGUCUAAAGGCGCUAAGAGUUCUUCAAGUCAAUGGUCAAAUCCCGUCUGACCCUGCUGCAUUUGAAUACUAUGCCAGGUGGGUUUUUUCAAAGCAAGUGUAUUCAAUUAGUAGUUGAAAUUGGUUUGUCCAAAAUUAUAGUUUGAACGUUUUUCUAUUUUCACAUAUUCUGUUUCUAUUCCUUGUCCAGCUAUGGUCAUUUUGAGGAUAUUCGACUGGCAGCUAUUGAGUGCCUUGUGGAUCUCUCCAAAUGUGAGUUGCCAUACCCAACCAUCUUUGUUCCCCUCCGGCUGAUUUUUCAUCUAAACCUUUUUCCUUGAAAAAUUGUUAGUUUAAAAGUUUCUUUCCAAUUAACAACACUUUCCAACGACUCAAAACAUUUCAAAAGAAGGCUGACUGCUCCUCUAAUGUUUAGUUUAAAAUUAGUUGCUUUUGGUUUGUUUGUAUUUGGAAACGAUUUUACCAACAUUCCAUCUGCCCAAAAGAUGGUGUUAAACGUCGCGAGAAUAUUCUUUUAUUCUUGAUUUUUCAGCCGAGAACCUUGAAAGAGGAAUGAUUUACUUGAUUGGUCUUAUUGAGAGAGACCCGGUUCCAUUUAUCAGGUUUUUAUCAACUUUGAUUGUUGGUCUGAAGCAAAAUCUUCAAACCUAAUUAUUCCUUUUACCGGCCACACGCUUUACGUGAAAAAAUCUCCUCUUCAAUUCUCUAUUGUUGUGUAAGCUCGUGCAUCUGCAGUGAGAGAUGUUGAAUCUGGAUUCGCCUUUGAGACUUUGUGAUUGACGUGUAACUUCUCCUCACAGUUUCAGUUCAUUAUAUUGCAAACAAUUGAUGAUCAUAGACAAGCGUAUCAGCCAGAGGUUGUUAUCUUCAUGGAACUGACUCUAAAUGCUCCUUUAAUUUACCAACUAAUAAGUUGCAGUUGGAAAGUGGAAUAGCCAAUCAGAUCUUGAGUGUCAAUUGGGUAAAUUGAUUGUGCACAACCUUGUUUGUUUACAGACACUACACUCUUUGUUCACUCACAAAGAAUCCUCCAUUCUCACGCAAAUCAGAAUCUUCUCUGAACAAUCUGGAUCUUGUGGAAUCCUUGUGGCGGUUAAUCAAGUGAGUGUUGCCAAGCGCUAACCAUGAAUCUCGGGUUACCACUCAUUUAUUUGUUAUUACACAUUUCCUUCAUAAUUUAGACGGUUCCGUCCAACAUCGGGUGGCUUUGUCCGAUUUCGGGUGGUUCCGUUCAAUGAUGGACGGGUGGUAUAAUUUCUAAAUUCACAAUAUGAUUUUUUGGUAUUUUUUCUUUCUCCUGCGAUUGCUUCUCUGUACAACUCUUCCUUUUUCAUCUUUAAUUAUUUUUGGUUUAUUUCUCUUCUUAGUACCAGUUCCUCAGUUGAUGCUCGACUCAGACGAGAUGGAGUGGAGCUGUAUAAUGCAUUGUGGGGCCGGCUGACACCUGGCUGUGUUCCUCCUCAGGGGGUGAGUGUAAGGUAACUGUAAGUAAAGAAGCGAAUAGAAUGUGAAGUAGACGGUUUGGCGACUAGUUAAAGGCAUCGGGUAAAGUCUUCUGGGGUGUCAACUUUUCAUUUAUUAUCUCAAUAACGUUUUUUUUUAAUGGUUUAUCUUGUAGAUGGGCAUCGUGAUAGAUCUGAAGGAAAGGAAAAUAAUGAGCCUGUCUCCUCUUCCACCACCAGCAUCCCCGGUGAGUUAUAAACAAUCGUCACAAUUGACUCACUGACUCUAGUUUUUCACCUCUACUUUAAAGUAAACAACAGUUUUAGUUUCUUCUCUUUUAAAGGUCAUCGUGUUUUCUGCCUGUGCCAUUUUUUUUAUUAGAUGACUUUUAAAACGUCUCGAGAGAAGCACUGUAUUAAAUAGACUUACGUUAUGAAACUUGAGUUCCAGUGAGGAAUUUCGCCAACAAAUCAGUUCAUGUUUACGUUUUUAUGUCAUCAUCCGUGAUGCAGGGAUCUGUCAGCGGUGAAGAAUCAACAACAUCAAAGAAAGGUCAGAAGAGAAAAGCUUCCAGAGCAACGUCGCCUGCAGGUAAAAAAAAACACACACUUGAAUAUUUAAUCUAAAAUUGAUUACCGUGUUUCCUCUUAGUAAUUUCUUUACAUCGAUCAGCAAACAAGGGUUGAGAAAAUACAAACCUUACAGCGGAAGAGUAAUAUCUUGACAUAACAAUAUAUUCUCUUUGUGGGAAUUUACAAGGAAGUGUGCAGCAGCUAGAAGGAAAGGGAAGGGAACGGUUAACCUGUCCUCGAAAUUGAAACGGUUUCCAUCUUUUUCACUAGAGUUAAGUCAUCUUGACUCCCAGCCUGGUACACCUGUGAGUGUUGAGUCUGCUAAUUCUGAGGCCAGCAAACUUCGUUUGAAGAUUAAGGUAUGUAGCUAAUAGUCAAGCACUUCGGGAGGAGUACCCAGGAUCCUCUUUGGAAAGAAUGCUUACUUUGCCUUUUUACUUACCAGUUCAUGAGGUAGUUUUGUGUUACAUCCUUUUUGAUUAUAGAUUGGAGGAGAGGAGAGCGGCACUGAAAGUGGAGGAGAGACUCGAGUGAAACCAGCCCUUGAGCCUGGUGCCCCAACUCACAAGAAACACAAGAAGAAGAAAAAGAAACACAAAAUUAAAGACGAGCGAGAAAAAAGGAAAUUGAGCACGAGUAGCAGUAACUACGACUCACCACUGAUGUUCGACGCCAGUCUCCCUUAGGAUUUAAAUGAAAGGGAGCUUAGGUCUGGAACUAAGAAUUAGUUAAGUAAUUAUGAGGAGUCACUGAAAACUCAUAGUAGACUCUAGUAACCCUCUGUAAGUUCGGAAAAUGAUGAAGUCGCCAUUGCUUUUAGUUUUCAUCUGAUUUGUCAGGUUGUGGUGGAAACCCAUGGCAAUCAUACUUUCUACACUCGAGAAGAAACUGUUCAUCUGUGGACAAAUGACAGUUGUAAACUAAGAUUUAAAGUCGUUCAACGUUGCUGAUUGACUUUUUUAAGUUAUCUAAUAGUAACUCAGUUACAAUAUCGUUAUCAUCGGAUAAAGAAACACUGUGUCGAGAGAAGAGCAUAACUAAGUUUGGAUGUUUCAGCAUUUUAAACACCAAGAUAGACUUUGGAAUCUGUUGAAAUUUCUAUACAAACAUCUGAUAUUCUCAAGAAGUUUGAAAGAACCUUUUAAUCGAAAUUCUACGAAAAUUUUCCGGCUGCCGAGUAUACAGCCACAGUGUAAUUUCAUAUUCUGAUUUCUUCCUAUUGGGCCUUUACCUUUAAUUCUCCCUUUUUUCUGAACCAGCGUCGUUCCAGUUAGACGUAACGUAACAUGUGCUCGAAACCGGGCGACCACCUUUUCUUGGCAUAGGUUUGUAUGUACAGUCAGUGGAUCUUUACAACUUUGUAAUUGGUGGUGAGAGUUAGUUACACUACAACAAGAACCUGUUAUCUUUUGUAAGUAAGAAUAAAAACAAUAUUAAAUACAUUAGAAACCAGAGUUUGAAUUAAUCACCCAAAAGUAAGAAUAAUCCGGGACAUGCUAAUGCGAGAUAUGUUUCAGUUAAAAUUGACCUCUGCCCAAGUAGAGACAACAUGGUCAGUGUCUUGAUUCCAGAUAUUCUCUUCAAUGUCAGAGAUAACAAUCUUAUCGUUAUCAGAAUAUACUCUUUAGACGGGCGUUUUAUCCCCUGGCAGUUUUCCUGGAAAAUUUCUAUGAUGAUAAAAUCGCUAGAAGCUGUAUUUUGUUACAUUGGUUAUAAUAACCUUACUAAGGUCGUAGGUGCGACUCCUGUGGAGAGCACUCGGAGUUCUCUUUAUCCAAGUUAGUAUGCCUGUCUCCUUCACUGAAUAACUUCUUUUUUCACUUAAACACAAGCAGACCCAAAAAAAUUCACAUCUUCGUUUACAUCAUCAACGUGGAGAAGAAAAAAAGCACAUUGGAGAGCUAAGAUAAUAAGAUCUUAGAAUGUCAAUGAAAGUUGUAAAAAGUAAUAAAUUUUUAAAUUUCAGUCGCCUUCCCCUAUCUCCCCUCCCUUUCCGCUACACUGACCCACCAAUUCCAGCUUGUUCCAAGCACCCUUAUAAUUUAUUACGAAAGGUAUGCUCGUUUGUAAUUUUCUGCUGUCAUUCCAAGCGAUUCCGAAAGGUCUGGUUGUUUUCAUAGGAGGAAAGUAACCGUAAAUCACUGUCCCCACCUCAGGAUAGCCGUCUGACUUGAUCCCAGUACUACUCGGACAAAGACAGUCAGGAAAAAAUACCGUAGUUGCCAUAUCAUCUUCCAAACAACAGCGGGAAAUCUGUAUCUGUGAAAGAUGAGGGGUGAAAACUGGCUUGUUUUCAUAUUAGUGCUGUUCAUCUUCGAGAUAUUUUGCCUUCAUAUUAUGGUAUGUUUUAUUAUGACUGUUUUUCUUGGUUGUAUUUGUUUUGCAAACGAUCACAAAUUUCUAUACGUGCCAUUACACUGCACUACAACUUUUUAAAGUUGUCAUUAAUUAAAAUUAAAAUUUGUCGAAUAGCUUGCAUUUCAGAGUAUAAAGCGCUCUUUCCUUUGAUUUGUGUACGUCCAAGGUUCUUUUGGUAUACAUUUCACUUUCCCUGUCUCACCUUAGAGGUGAUAGAUCAAAUCAUCGCUCCUUGCCCCUGUGAUCUAUAUCAGAUCAGCUGAGGACGAUGCAGAUACUCCAUUUUAGAUUACACUCAGACGAGACACAUCAAGAAACGCAACCUCAUAUCUGAUGGCUAAAACACCUUUGAUUCAGCGAAUUUAACUUGUUAUGAUGAUGUUACAUUAUAUUAACUUGGGUGCGUGGGUGCGGAAUCAGAACUCACUCUCACAGUUUUGCAACUACCCACAUUGAUAUAUGUGGAAACAAACUGAAAUGUUCUUUCUAUAUUCUUCAUUUUAGGGAAAUGAUAUAUAUUCCAUGUCCAGUAAGUGGAAGAUUUUCCAUUUUCAUGCAGUAAUACACGUAAUCCCCAUCUUCUGAGCUGUAGCUAGUGUAAAGUUCUCUUGCAAUAUAUAUAUUACUAAGUACUUUGAUUCACAUUCAUCACGCAAUCCAUUGAGCAGUUGUCUUCUGUACUCAUCAGUAAUUUUCUGCUUCCCAACGGGUACUAACUUUUAGCAUGUUUGGUUUAUUAAAACUUUGCUGAAAGUCUUAGUUCCAUUAUUUUUUUUAGCAUUUACUAUCCAAAAGAUGUCACAUGUUUGUUGUAAUAUGGCGUCAUAUCUGUGCGCAACUUAACGGGACGUCCUUUAAUUGUUUUGUCUUAUGAUUCACCAAACACUGAUCAAUAUUUUAUGUUUACAACACAGACCUCACUCCAGUCAGGUUUAUUAUAAAAUGAGUUCCACUAGAUCAAUAUCCAGUCCAGGUAGUGGGAAGCAGUACUUCUUAUUACAAUGUUAUUUGGUGUUAAAGGAAUUGAUACCAAACUGGAAGAAUAUCAAAGAUAUUGAUAGACAUCAGCAAGUUCCCUAAUUAUCUGAUGAUGAUUUUUGCAGACAUUCCUCAGCCAUCUGCAGAAUUCCCCAUUGUACUCUUUAAUGAACUAGAUUAUCAAACUUCCUCUCAAAAUGAUUACACUCGGCUUAAAGAAGAAGAAUACCAUGUAUGGGGUCAAACAGUUGGGGAUGAGAAAAGAGAAUUCCGCUAUCGAUCAGUAAUAGUGAUGCCAGGAAGGACACUCACAUUUAAAGGUAAAUAACUUUGUGUAUAUGAAUUACUCAUAGACGAUAUUUUAUGAUAACUUGAUGUUUUGUAAGUUUUAGGAUACUCACUUCUAUAGACCACUAUAAUGAUCGCUAUAUCCAGAACAAAGUAUGUUAUUUCUCCUUACAGUAUCACCCUAGAAUUAUACAUUAAGGUUACAAGAAUAAAGGAAAUGAUCACCAACUAAACAAGCUCUUGAUUGCUUUAAAAAAUUCUCCUUGUCAGCACCUUAGGAACUGCACAGGGAACACCAAGGCAAAUAAACAUAAUGAUGUUAGGGUGGAAAGAGGUAGAGAUUUUGAACCAACUCCAUUGAGUCACAGAAAUAAUUAUUUGAUGCAUGGUUAGAACUCUAGAUAUAACUGUUAACCCUUUAACUCCCAUGAGUGACCAAGACAGAAUUUCUCCUCACAAUAUCAAUACAAUAUCAACCAGAUAAGUGAUGAGAAUAAAGAAAACUAGCAAUUGAGGGUUAAUUAAUUGAUCCAAUACUAAAUUCUCUGAGUAACAUAAGAAUUGUAUGGUUGACAGUGAGGAGAAUUACAAAUUUAAUCUUGGAGUUAAAUGGUCAAUUGCCGACUUUUUCAUAAUUGCAGCUGGCUUUCUGAGUGGAAACAAAUUUACAUCCUCCAUCUAUAACAUCACAAACAUUUCAAAUAUCCACCUGUGGAUGUUUGAUAACCAAGAUGUCGGUGGCUCCUCCGGGAUCUGGUACACACAGUGGCCUCACUGGGAGAUGAACUUUGCCCUUAAGUUAGAGCCAUGUCCUAACUGUUCACGUCCAGACUGUGGCAGCAAAACCUGCUAUUUUGGUACAUGUGGAAUAAGUGGAGAAUGUCAGUGCAUCACUGGCUAUUCAGGAGAAAACUGUACUACAAGUAUGUUUAUUGACUCCUUCUCUGAAAAUUAGACUCACUUACAUGUAAUAUCACACCAAAUAAGACAUUUUAUGCAGCACCUAGUGAAAACAAGCAUCAUUUGUUGUAAUAAUGGUACAAAGUUUAAUGUGGCCAGGUGUUGCUUCAGCAUGAAAAAUUGAAAAAUCAAAGACUUUUGUAAGGGAACUUGCAGGGUAUGUCUUUUACUGUGAGACAACUCUAUUGAUGUGAAUAGUUUCAGGCUGUUUGAUGGUGAUUUAUAUUAGACUGAAUAGGAACUAUUGGAGCACUUACCAGUUUGACUACUUUCUUUAGUGCCAUGUUGAUUCACAGUCUCUAAUCUUAACAAUGAAUUCAGUUUGGUUGCCAUUCUGUGCUACAUUAGGGUAACAAACGCGGUUGUCUAAUUUUUACCUUAGACCAAAAGUGGAGGUAUACUAAAAACAACAAGAUUUUGAAAGUUUCAUUGUCAGUUUCAUAACGUUAUUGUUGUCAUUUUUUUUUCUCAUAGGACCUACUGAUCUUGAGAAGUUUCCAUCAAUUCAAUACCCUCUUAUCUUGUUUCCUGGAACAUAUUUUCAAGGAGCACCGAAGAAAGUUGAACCAGAUGCUUUUGAAGUUUUUGCCCAAAACAGCCAGAGUAAGUUGUUAUAUACUUAUCAGUCCAUGCGAAUUCUGUUCCAAAGGAAGAUUACUUUCUCUCGUGUGGACCACAAUGCUGAGGUGGAACUUCCUAUUGGACGAGACAUUGAAGAUAUUCCAUUGUUCAUGAUUAUGAAUGAAGAUGUAGGAGAUGAGCUGUGGAUUAACUAUUCACCAGCAAUAGAACUAAGCUUUGCUGUUAAAGUUGAAGACAAUCCUGCUUGUACCAAUUGCAGUUAUGUUGGUGGUAGUUGCUUUAAUGGAAGCUGUGUCUGCCUCCCAGGAUAUGGAGGAGAAAACUGUGAUAGCUAGUGCAGUAUGAUUAGUGUGUUCUGAUGGGCCUCUAACUUUUCAGUCCACUAUGUAUUAUACACUUUGGUUGCCAGUAAUGGAAUGUUGUCACCCAUUGUUUCAAAAACCCAAACCAGGAUAGUUAUUAGAGUCACUUGCACUCUCUUCUUAUGACUCCAAUACAGUCACAACCACUGAUGACAGUCCUUUUCAAGGCAACCUUAACCUCUAACCCUGGUGAUGAAACUUGAGGGUCCAUUGUUACUCCUGUGUGGAAACCCUAAGUUGUAUCUAUAGUUUCAGUUUCAUGUACCAAACCAGCACUAUAUACCUCAAGUAUAACAAAACAUUAAACCAUAACUAUUGAAUGACCCUUUUGUAUAAUGAUUUUUUAUUUAUUGCUAUUUAUUUGAUGAUUGAUUUGUAUUUAAUAGUUUUUUCCUCUUUUUUAUACUCCUGAAGCAUGGGUUAUUUUUUUAGCUUUAUUUCCACAGCUUCUUCACUUUUAUAUGUAAGAGCUCUGAUCUUUUAUUUUAUGAGAUCCUUUUUCUCAGCAUAUUUUAAAGUUCUGUUUCUUAAGUGGUUGUAGUGAUAAAAUUUAAAAAUAAGUUAGUGCAAGUUCAAUUGUACAUAAUUUUUGAUAUUAUGCUUUGAAAAUGCACUGUUUUCAAACCUAGUUGUAUAUUUGAUUAGGCUUGUUUGAUAUGUUUUUUUAUACCUUUUUUAUAGACAUUCAUGUUUCAAAUUUUGUUAAUAAAUUGUAUUUUUCCAUAAUGUCUUCUGGAUUGAGUGAAUUCAGUAAAUGGCACAAACUACUACUUUUGAUCCUGUUGAUCAUGAAGGACAUUUUU
Messenger RNA from Pocillopora meandrina, 19585 nucleotides. The record is from the annotation of a GenBank genome assembly. NCBI's taxonomy places the organism in Eukaryota, Metazoa, Cnidaria, Anthozoa, Scleractinia, Pocilloporidae.